AUGAGCCUUUUUAGUAAUAGUAGUAGUAAUAACAACAACAAUAAUAAUAGUGAUAGCAGCGAAGAGGAUAACAAAAACUCAUUUUGGAAUAAAAAAAAAUCAUUUAGCAAAUCACCUACCAAAAAUACUGUGCAGCCAUGGGUAUUGAUAACAUCAAAACCAAGAUCAAAUACUCCCAUUAAAAAUACACCAACUUUUAGUUCAUAUACAAAAGAGGAGGAUAAAUCACCUAUUAUUACCGAUACUACCGAAAAAAGUGUUAAAAGUUCAUUCGAUUUCUUCAGAAAGGCAUCAAUAGCCUCAUCAUCUGCAAUAACAACAUUAAAAUCAUCUUUGUCAUCUUCUUCAUCAACAUCAACACCAAAACCGACACCAACAACUACAUCCACAACCACUUCAAUCCAAACUAAAAAUACAACAAACUCACCAAAUAGUACACCAAUAUCAUUUUUAACAAAAAAAACCAGUGACCUAUCAAAAAAUACAAAUAACAUAAAACUCGAUACCUCAUUAUCUAGUUCUACAUCCACUAUAUCAACUCUAUCUACAUCAUCAUCAUCAUUGUCCACAUCGGUAUCAUCAUUAUCACAUACAUCAUCGUUGUCAUCAACAAAUAGUACAGUUGUAUCACCAUUUAAAAGAAAUAAAACAGAAAUCGAACCAGUUAAAGAAGUCAUUAAAUUAGAUUCAAUCAAUAAAAGCAAAACCAGUGUGGAUCUAGGCAGUAAAAAAGAUGUUUACGAUAUUGAUAUGCUAUCAAAUUUCGAUUUUGAUGAAGGUCCCAUAGAUACCUCAAAACCUAAACCCCCACCAAAGAAAACCUCCAAAGAAUUGGCACAUCUCAAAAAAGAGGAAAAAGAGAAGGAAAAGGAAAAGGAAAAGCUUAAAAAAGUAGUUAAAACCUCAACAUCUAAUAGAAAGAAAAAAUCUACUCUCUCAAUUGAUUUGGAUGCUCCUUCUCCAUCACCAUCCUCAUCCCAAGUUUCACAGGAUAAACAUAGCUCAAGAUCAAAAUUAAAGAGGUCAAAAGAAGAUAUAUUUAAUGAUAGUCAAAAUGACGAAAAUACAUUAAUAUCUAGUAGAGUAUUAUCACAAUCUUUCGAAAGCAACGAGUUACAUUACGAAGAGGCCACAAAAAUUAUUAAAUCUUUAGCAUCAAAUGAUUCAAAAAUUAUAUUAGCAACACUAGGUCAGUUGUCAAAAAUUGUUACAGAGCAAUGUUCAGAAUUUACACUCAUUUUAAGAUCACAUAGUUUAUUUACACCCCUUUGCGAUACAUUAAUGUCAUUGUGUUUAUUUAAACAAGACGAUAAUAACGAUAGUAAUCCAUUAGCAAAUAAAAAAUCAAAUACCCCUCCAAAUUUUAAUAAUAAAAAAAAUAAACCAUCACCAUUAACCACAGUUAAAAGAUCAAGCUCGUUGGACUCUUUAAAGAAACAUAACACAAAUGCCAAUAUUGAUUUGCUAUCAUUGUUUUUAUCAACAACAGCUGAUGAUGGUAGUGCCAGUAGUGAAAUUCUUACAACAACAAAUGUAAAUAAAAAUAAUAGAGAUUUUGAUACAAGUACAGAUACUGAAGAUGAAGGUGAAAAACCGACCAUUACAAAAAAAAAACAUAAAUCAAAUAGUGGUUUAAUGUCACUAUCGUCGUCAUCGACAUCAAACAAAAACGAGGCAACCACCAGUAAUAUUUCAGAAAAUAAUUUAACAGAUAGGGAAAUAAAAGCAGUUUAUUUAGCAAGUUGCUUUAUAUUAUUCGCAUUCUCAAGUGAACAAACUAACAUUGAACAUUUCUCAAGAGGUACUAUAGAGUUUCUAUAUUCCCAGGCCAUUAAAAUCCCUGAGAAUUAUCUUUUAGAGUUUUAUACUACACCGUCAAGAUUACCCAAAUCACCUAAAUCACCUAAAUCACCGUCAUCAAGUGGAGUAUCACCGCUAAAAAAGAUGCUAGAGUUGGAAACGAGUAUAUUUUCGCACUUUCAAACACUAGUCAGUGAUACAGUAAGAUUUUCAGUUUCGACACCAUCAUUAUCUUUAGCAACACUUUCUAAUUUAGCAUCAAAUCAUAUUAAUCACUCAAUGAAAUUGCGUUUAAAGGAAUUUGGUUUAAUGGAUGGUAUGGUUAAACUACUUACAAGGUAUAUAGAUUAUCUCAAUCCUAUAUUAGAUCUAUCAUCAAUCUCACCAAAGCUAAUUGGAAAUAUCGAGUAUAUUUUGAAAAUUAUUGAUCAGUGUCUAGUCGGUGAUAUUAAAGCCAAUAGAGUGUUAUUAGUAACACAGGAUACAUUGUCAAUGUUUUUAACUUAUAUAAGAUAUUUAUAUGUUGCAAUCAAUGCUAAUAAUGAUAGAUUGGCCGGUUUGGAUAUUAAGCUCAUCGGAAGUGAGGCAAUUAUAUCAAUUUUAAAUAUUUUAUUAAAUUUAACGCAUGACAAUUUUGAAGCUUCAAAGUUAAUUAAUCAAAUUACAAAAUCUUUUAAUAAUUAUGAUAGCAAUAAUAAUAAUAAUAAUAAUAAUAGCAAUUCACAAAUAAUUAACAGUACAAAUAAAAAUAAAUCACCAAUUAAUAAUAAGAAUGAAUUUGGAGUUAAUAAAGAAUUUAGCGAAUAUUUGGAGUCAAUUAGUAAUUCAAAAUUUACACCCAGAAAAGUUAAAUUUUUAGAAUCAAUCGAAAUAAAAGAGAAUUUUGCAUUCAAGGUCAUCAUUCAAUUGCUAAAACUAGAGGUGCCGGAGAAAUAUGAUAUUGGUCAGUUAUGUAUAUCUCUAUUGGUAAAUCUUGUAGAAAUUAAUCCAGAGAACCGUGAAAUUCUUCAUAAUAUGGAGGGUGCCAUUGAGUCCAUUUUACAACUUUAUCUAUGGAGAACCAAUGACUCACGUAUUAUAACUAGGGUUACAACAAAGACUCAAGAGAAAAUCGCAUCAUCUUAUUUAGUUAUUUUAAUAGGUUACUUAAUCAAAGACCAUGCAGAAAAUAGACAAUUAGUAAUUAAAACACUACCAAAUCAUUCAUUUGACGAUAUGGUUAAACUAUUGAUGGAUUUUAUAGAGUUUCAAUUUAACAGCGAAAUUUUAACCGAUGAAUUUUAUAAAUUGGUUUGUAAUUUAAUAAAUGAUGUUUUCUUAAUUGAAAGUACAUCGCCAUUACCCUUUUCAAACGAAAUUAAAUUAAAAUAUCAAUCAUUUAAUAGUGAUUAUGAUAAAAAAUUAAAUUUAACAAAUAAUAAUAAUAGCAAUAACAAUAAUAGUAAUAAUAAACAAAUAAAUAAAUAA
Molecule: messenger RNA, 3267 nt
Organism: Dictyostelium purpureum
Lineage: Eukaryota; Evosea; Eumycetozoa; Dictyosteliales; Dictyosteliaceae
Exons: 2
Coding region: 1-3267 (1088 amino acids)
Biological process (GO): regulation of chromosome condensation
Source: RefSeq, a predicted model, not a curated record